UGGUUUGCAGAACCGUCGUCUACUGGCACAUGCUGCUUCAGCACUGCAAAAAUUCAUUGAGAAAUGUGCUAGGGAUAUCUUGACACCUUAGUUGGAUGAAGUGGUUUCCCAAUGGGUUGUACUUUUGCAGAGUGAGAUACAAAUGGUGCAUGUAGAAGCAUUGACUGCUUUGGCAUCAGUUGUUGUUUCAUUUCCGAUGUCGAAUUCUGAAUUAGAGGACAAGAUUUUCAGCUUGUUCAAGGAUUUUAUGGCCGGGAUUGCCAAGUUUGAGGAAUUGGUGCCCAUGGGAAGCACAUUUCUCAAUGGCUUUCAGCAUGCACUGGAAGUGCAAUCAUGCCAACUUGGACUUCAUGACCAUAUAUGUAAAGGAAAAGGUAUACUUAACGAACUGGAAUGCCUACUGGAAGAUGUAAGUGGUGCAAUGCAAGAUAAAUCCUUGUUCCAGGAUGACAAUUUGGGUGAAAGAUUGAAUGAACAAGCAUGUAUCAAUGACAAGGAAGAAAUUGCCUCGCCUUGUCCCAGAAGAAAUGAAGUUACUGAUUAUGCUAUCCUGAUGGCAGUCAUUUAUCAUAUGGUCAAGCAAGAAUAUAUGAUGCAGGAAAGAAUUGUUUCUGCAUUAAGUCUCAAGUCAUCUUCCGGAGAAUUAGAGAGCUACUGCCUUAUGUGGUCUUUGCGUCCUUACAUAGAUGAAGAAAUUAUGGGUCAUGCUUGGAAACUUAUACACUGAAAUGUUAUCGGAAUCUGAGUGGCGACGUUAAUUUACUAGAAGUUCUUACUGUAAUCUCAUGAUCUGACAGUUAUCAUUUGUAGCUAACAGAUUCUGUAGACUAACCAAACAGUUGUCGGGGAUUCUUUGUAUUAUUAUUAAAUAAUUCUUUACAUCUAGGCCAUUUGUAUUUACAAGUCAUUAACCAUCCCAAAGUUUGGUGGUUUGCUUCAAGUUUUGAAGUUAUGAAAAAUAGGACUAGCUGCAAGGAGGUCUUCUGUCAGGUUAUUGUCGUUGCCAAUCUUGCAGUCUGUGAAAGUCUCAAAGUUGGUCUUGAAA
Rosa chinensis is the source of this 1045-nucleotide messenger RNA. RefSeq lists its product as uncharacterized. Bases 143 to 727 code for a protein of 194 amino acids. NCBI's taxonomy places the organism in Eukaryota, Viridiplantae, Streptophyta, Magnoliopsida, Rosales, Rosaceae. The record is from RefSeq and is a predicted model, not a curated record. The transcript has 9 exons.